UGAUGGGCUCUCAAUCUCAGCUGUACAAACACAUCCUCAGAGCUGUACCUGCCGCCUGCAUGCGCUGUCCCUGCGCUCCUCUCACUCUCUGAGCCUGCCUCGACACGUCUGGAGAUGAGAAGCGCACAUCCGCAGAAGCAACGGUGAAGCAGAGGACAUGCAGGAAUUCCUGAAAUAUCUGAGCUGUGGAAUCAGACGUGGUUUUAACGGUAUCAGUUCUGCACCUGUUCAUUCCUAGAUCCAAUCCGGAGAGACGACAGACAACCAAACAAGUAAAAGAAAAGUGAGAAAGAAGAGCCCAUCAUUUCAGCAGUUUUCUUAAAAGGAUCAGAUAAAGCCAGAAAGUGAGACAGAAGGUUUUAAGACUUGAAGGAGCAAUGUGACGGGCAGCUCGCCGGCUGCGAUGGACCUCAAAACCAGACAUUGAAUCUCUUCUUCUCAAGACACAAUGGUCCUUGUUUUUUUCCUUGCAGUAUCUGACGCAAACUCAACCGUAUCAGACAACAAUGACAACCAGUUGCAGUCCAACCCAUACAUCCUGCCCACACUGCUCGGUCUGUUCGUCUUGAUUCUUGUUCUGGGCCUGCUGACCUGGUGUUGUCUCAGGUUGAAAAACCAGAAGAAGGCUGUCAUCACAGCCAUCGACAAGAAAGUACCAAAUGGGAUCCUGGAAGAGCAAGAAGUAUAUAUAGAUGUGGAUGAUGAUGACGAAGAUGAUCUUGACUGGCCGUCGGAAGAACAACAAACCGUGGUCUUACUGCCUAGAUCGCCGUCCACCUCCAAAACAUAUUUCCCCAUCCCCGUAGACAACUUAGAAGAAGAGUAUCGGAUACGCUCGGCCGACGAUGGAAAACUCUUCCGGGAAGAGUACAAUUCUUUACCAGGAGGCUCAACGCAAGGAACAUAUGAAGAGGCAAAUAAAGAGGAAAACAAGGAGAAAAACAGAUAUCCUAACAUCUUACCAUAUGAUAAUUCCAGAGUGACUUUAACACCUAUUGAUGAAGUUUCAUGUUCAGAUUAUAUCAAUGCUUCAUAUAUUGACGGUUUUAAAGAUAAAAAUAAAUUCAUCGCUGCACAAGGGCCGAAGCAGGACACGCUUGCAGACUUCUGGAGGAUGAUAUGGGAACAGAAAUCAGCCACUAUUGUCAUGCUGACGAAUCUGAAAGAGAGAAAAGAGGAUAAGUGUUAUCAGUAUUGGCCCGAUCAGGGAUGUUGGACGUACGGGAAUGUUCGUGUUGCUGUGGAAGACUUCACUGUCCUGGUGGACUACACGAUACGUAAAUUCUGUGUGCAAUAUCAGGCCAGUGACGGAACCAAAACACCCCGUCUGGUCACUCAACUGCACUUCACCAGCUGGCCUGACUUCGGUGUUCCGUUCUCUCCCAUCGGCAUGCUCAAGUUCCUCAAGAAGGUGAAGCAGGUGAAUCCCUCGUACGCCGGACCCAUCGUGGUGCACUGCAGUGCCGGGGUGGGCAGAACAGGAACGUUCAUCGUCAUUGACGCUAUGAUAGACAUGACGCACGCAGAACAGAAGGUGGACGUGUUUGGCUUCGUGUCACGGAUCCGAGAGCAGAGGUCACAGCUUAUUCAGACAGACUUACAGUACUCUUUCAUCUAUCAAGCUCUUCUGGAGUAUUUUCUGUACGGGGACACAGAGCUCGACGUGUCCUCUCUGGAGGGUCACCUGGAUAAACUGCACAACACCUGUGCACCGCUUGACCGCGUGGGCCUGGAGGAGGAGUUUAAGAAACUCACAAACAUGCGCAUCAUGAAGGAAAAUAUGCGGAUGGGAAACCUUCCUGCCAACAUGAAGAAAAACAGAGUCCUUCAGAUUAUUCCAUAUGACUUUAACAGAGUCAUCCUGUCGAUGAAAAGAGGUCAGGAGUUCACCGAUUAUAUCAACGCAUCUUUCAUUGAUGGGUACAGACAGAAGGACUAUUUCAUCGCGACGCAGGGUCCUCUGUCAAGCACGGUGGAGGAUUUCUGGAGGAUGGUUUGGGAGUGGAAGUGUCACUCCAUCGUAAUGCUGACAGAACUGCAGGAGCGAGAUCAGGACAAGUGUUUUCAGUACUGGCCCUCUGAGAACUCGGUGACGUAUGGAGAUUUCACAGUGGAGAUGAAAGGAGACACGCUGUGUGACACGUUCAGUCUUAAAGAUCUGCUGCUCACAUACGGACCGGACAAACACACACGUUUAGUUCGACACUUUCAUUUCCACGGCUGGCCAGAGAUCGGCAUCCCAGCCGAAGGUAAAGGAAUGAUUGACAUCAUUGCAUACGUUCAGAAACAACAGCAGCAGUCGGGCAACCAUCCCAUAGUGGUGCACUGCAGCGCUGGAGCAGGACGGACCGGUACAUUUGUCGCUCUCAGUAAUAUUCUGGAGCGUGUGAAAGCCGAAGGUUUGCUGGACGUGUUUCAGACCGUCAAGAGUUUACGAAUGCAGCGGCCACACAUGGUUCAGACGGUGGAGCAGUAUGACUUCUGCUACAGAGUGGUACAGGACUUUGUCGACAUUUUCUCAGACUAUGCCAAUUUUAAAUAAUCUAAUCUGCCUUAAAUGUUUGAGUUGUUGGAUGCUUUUUUACACGCCGGUCGAUCAGGAUUUUCUACCACGACUGAAAGAUAAUUCCGCUCUAUUUUGCUAUGCACUUCUCCUCAACGUUACUAAAAAACCAUAUCUAUCUGUAAUAUAAUGUACUAAGGCUACUAAAGUUUUAAAAACUGUAAAUUUGUCUUCUUUAUAACAUAUUUAAAUGGUUUAUUUUAUUUUGGUCUCAAAUUGUUUUUAUUACAACAGAUCAUUCCAGUUUCUGUUUGAAUUGUAAAAUAGUGUUUGUCUUUGUUUGUUUGUUCAACAAAUUAUUUUUAUUUGUUUUUUGAAGAGUCGUUUGGAAUUUGUAAAGCUGUAGCUGUGAUGUAUUUAAAGACAGGACAACCUGCGAGAUCGGACAUUUAUGUGAACGUUUCAUAUGGUUUUAUUUAUUCAGAGUUGUCUUAUGAGAGAUCUCAUUGUGUCAAAGCAUUGUUUUUAAUCCCUGUCUUUAACAUUGUCCUUAUCAGCCAUCGCAAAUGUGAAUGUUGUUGACUUUUUGGUUUUAAAGCAGCAAAUAUUUCCAUCAAAUGAAGAGGCUAUGUGAGAUGAUUUGAGUUUUUGAGAAUAUGGCUAGUGUAUUGUUCUUAAGAAAGGCACAAACGUGUUUACCUUGAAAAAUCUGCAAGAAUUUGCAUUUAGAGAUGAUCUUGCACACAGCAGACAGGAGAUGUGUUUGUCUCAUGACCUUGCCCCUGUCUCCCUGAGAAUUUACUGAGAAAAGCUGCAUAGGUUUGUAAAGCACACAAACAUACAUGACUGAUUGUUGCCUUGCAGAGGGCAAAUGAUUUCCAAUAAAUGAACAAAUGCAUUAUGAAACACACUUGUCCUGCCUU
Triplophysa rosa is the source of this 3426-nucleotide messenger RNA. RefSeq names its product protein tyrosine phosphatase receptor type Ea (gene ptprea). NCBI's taxonomy places the organism in Eukaryota, Metazoa, Chordata, Actinopteri, Cypriniformes, Nemacheilidae. The record is from RefSeq and is a predicted model, not a curated record. Gene Ontology annotation, molecular function: protein tyrosine phosphatase activity. The transcript is spliced from 22 exons. Gene Ontology annotation, biological process: protein dephosphorylation. The coding region runs from base 449 to 2542 and encodes 697 amino acids.